Messenger RNA from Metarhizium robertsii ARSEF 23, 1185 nucleotides. RefSeq lists its product as uncharacterized. The transcript has 2 exons. NCBI's taxonomy places the organism in Eukaryota, Fungi, Ascomycota, Sordariomycetes, Hypocreales, Clavicipitaceae. The coding region runs from base 1 to 1185 and encodes 394 amino acids. The record is from RefSeq and is a predicted model, not a curated record.
AUGAAGCUUCUCCUUCUUUCCCUGUGCCUGUCUGUCUCGGCGGCGCCAAUUCCUUCGCCUGCCUCAUUAAUUGACAUUAAUGCCAACAACAAUGACUUGAAGUUUCCAAUCAACGUUCUUGGUCUUCAGGGGAACGACGUGAAUGCCCUCAACGGCAACUUGGCCGGCAACUCGGCAUCAAAUGGACAGACAAAUAACAAUGCUGCAAACGGCGGCAAGGAAUCCGCCCCCAAGAGUGAUAACACCAGAACCAGCAACGGCGGCACCACAACCACCAACAACGUCAACACCAACCAUGCGUCAAACUCGCUGAUUGGUGUCAACACGAAUGGCAAUAAGCUCGACUUCCCCAUCAACGUCCUCGGCGCCCAGGCCAAUGGCGUGACGGCUCUGAAUGGCAAUCUGGCUGAUAACAGCGCCUCCAAUGGCCAGACCAACAAUGGCGCCAAACCUGCCGAGCCCAAGGAGGCCGUGAGCUCUCCUAAUACCGUCACGAACAAUAUCAACACCAAUGGGGAUGCUGAAAACACAAACACCAACAUUAAUACCAAUGCGAAUGGCAACACGGUCAGUACCGGCACAGGCGGUGCCAACACGGCCAACACCAACACCAACGCCAACUCUAAUACCAAUACCAAUGCUAAUACCAACACCAACACCAACACUAAUGCCAACACCAACACCAACACUAAUACCAAUACCAACACUGUUAAUGCAAAUGCCAACCCCAAUGCCAUUGUCAACAACACCAAAAACACAAACACCACCAGCCCCAGUGUCACCAACACCAACUACGCUGGCACCAACGCAACCAACAUCACCGCCACCAAGACCGACAAACCCACCACCAUCAAGACCAGCGACGCCCCCGACGCAGAGACUGACGCCAGCCCCGAAACCGACAGCGACACCCAGACAGAGACCAGCGCGCCAGGCAACACCGUUUCGCAGCCUCCCCCAGUCGCCAGCGUGCCAAACAGCCAGGAGAACAACGCUGCCCCAACAAAGGUCGUUACCUACACGGUAUCUCCAAUCCCUGUCAGCAAUGUCGUUUCUGCCGCGCAGCCUGGCUCCGCGCAACCUGCCUCUGUCGAUGUUUCAAGCGUGGUCAACGCCGUGAAUGGUCUUACGGCCGCAAUCACCUUGCUUACCGGUGCUGUCGGACAGGGAUGUGCUAAACAGUGA